Molecule: messenger RNA, 1170 nt
Organism: Octodon degus (degu)
Lineage: Eukaryota; Metazoa; Chordata; Mammalia; Rodentia; Octodontidae
Gene: Mtpap
Product: mitochondrial poly(A) polymerase
Exons: 7
Coding region: 16-1170 (384 amino acids)
Cellular component (GO): mitochondrion
Molecular function (GO): poly(A) RNA polymerase activity
Source: RefSeq, a predicted model, not a curated record
CGCCUAACUUUGACAAUGGCGGCUCGUGGCGUGGGGCUGCUAACCCUUUUUCCCCGCUGUGCCCGGAUGCGAACUCGAAUCCAGUGUCCUGCUUUCAGACGUCUUAAUUGUGCAGGGACCGCAGCGACAGAUCUUAGGAGAGAAGAGCAGCCUUCUGGGAGCGUGGAGACAGGAUCUACAGACAAGAUUCCCAAAAAGACUUUCUCUGAGAUGCAAGAUGAAAGACGAGAACAGGCACAACGGACUGUGUUAAUACAUUGCCCAAAUAAUAAAAUCAGUGAAAAAAAGUUUCUCAAGUACGUAUCUCAACAUGGACCUGUUCGUAGUCACUUCUUCUAUGAGAGCUUUCCUCCCAAGUGCUGGGAUUACAGGUGUUUGCCACCACACCCAGUCUCAGUUGUCAUCUCAGAACACCCCACAGGUGGGGCCGACAAAGCAUGCCGGGGAUUGUACUCUGGCCGCUGCCCUCUGCCUAAGCAGGAGCUUGUAGAUGAUCAGCUGAAUACACUCUUGAAGGAAUUCCAGCUAACAGAAGAGAACACCAGGCUCCGUUACCUCACUUGCUCUCUUAUUGAAGAUAUAGCAGCUGCCUAUUUUCCAGACUGUACAGUCAGACCCUUUGGCUCCUCAGUGAACACUUUCGGGAAGUUAGGAUGUGAUCUGGACAUGUUUUUGGAUCUAGAUGAAACCAGGAAAUUGAGCAUUCACAAGAGCAUAGGAAAUUUUUUGACGGAAUUUCAAGUGAAAAGUGUUCCUUCAGAAAGAAUUGCAACUCAGAAAAUCCUGUCUGUGAUAGGAGAGUGCCUUGACCACUUUGGCCCUGGUUGCGUGGGUAUGCAGAAAAUUCUCAAUGCCCGGUGUCCACUUGUGAGGUUCUCCCACCAGGCCUCUGGAUUUCAGUGUGAUUUGACUACCAACAAUAGGAUUGCCUUGAAGAGUUCAGAGCUCCUUUAUAUCUAUGGCACGCUGGACCCCCGCGUGAGAGCCUUGGUGUGCAGCGUCCGAUGCUGGGCCCGAGCGCAUUCUCUGACGAGUAGCAUUCCUGGGGCUUGGAUCACAAAUUUCUCCCUGACGAUGAUGGUCAUCUUUUUUCUUCAGAAAAGAUCUCCUCCUGUUCUUCCCACUCUAGACACCCUCAAGACCCUAGCAGUUAUUGAAGAUGCAAAGUAG